Molecule: messenger RNA, 4383 nt
Organism: Oryctolagus cuniculus (rabbit)
Lineage: Eukaryota; Metazoa; Chordata; Mammalia; Lagomorpha; Leporidae
Source: RefSeq, a predicted model, not a curated record
GGCGGUGGGGGGAGGAGGGAGGCCGCCGCUGGGAGGGGAGGGGAGGGCGGGGGGCGGAGAGGAGCCGCGGCUGCGAGACGCGCCGAGCCGGGCCUGGCCGCGGCUGCGGGGGCCGACCCCGUGCGCGCCCCUCCCCCAGGGGCCACGGAGAUGCCACCCUGGGGACCCGCAGCCGCCCCUCCCGCGCCGGGUCGCGGCGCUCCGGCUCCCUUGGGGCUCAGACAGAGUCUGGAGCCGCUGAAGUUGGGCUCUGGGGACGCACAGCCAAUCGGGGAGGGCGGUGGGGGAAAGCCGGUGAGGGGCUGGGAGCCCCGGUGUUCCUCGUCUCUCCCAAAUCCGCUGCAGCUGGGGAGGCUGGGCCCUCCUCUCCCGGCCCGGCCAGGUCCGCGGGCGGAGGGACGUGGGAGAGGCCCCGGGGAAAUGGGCAGCGCGUUCUCUGCUCUCACACCCGAUCACCCCACGUCCCGAAACGCUUCCGCGGGGACCGCUUCCGCACCGUCUCCACCCAGCCCCCCAGCCCUUGAAAUGGUGCUGGUGGCGCGGGUGCCGGAGGAGCCGGGGACGGCGGCUUCGGACUUGGGAGAGCUCGGUCCCCGCGCUCCUGCAGCUCGCCCCGCCUCUCCCUCAAGCCGGCGCCUCAAAGCGGGCGCGGAAGCAGCUUCGCCUCGGGCCGCCCCGCCAGCCCCCUCCCCAGGGGUGCGUUGGCCGCGGUCCCAGCCACAGGGGCCGGGAUCUCUGCAAGUCCGGUCACUUGUUGCCUCCCCCAGCCCCCGCAGACCCGCCGCGGCGCUGUGGAGUGCGCGGUUCCGCUGGAGCGAGGGCCCGCGGGGCGCGGAGCCCGCAUCCGUCCGCGGUCCCCCAGCUUCCCCGCUCUCGGAGGAACCCGCUACUGAGAAGGGAGCCCCCCCCACCCCAGCCCGCUUCCGGCCCGCGGAGUCUCUCUGGGCGAAAGGGGUGCCGCGGUCGGGGCUUCCGAGUGGCGCCAGGGACUGGGCGGGGCGCUCGUGGCGCGGGGAGCGGCGCUGGGACCCGCAGACCCCGCGGGGAACACCCGUGCCUGCGAGGGUCCUCGCGGUCGGGAUAAGUUUCCGGCUUGGGAGGUGACGGCAAGAGAAGACGCCGAGAGACGGUGAAAAGGCGAAGGAGCCGCAGGCGAGGACGGGGGAAAGGCGGAGAGAGGGACCCGCAAGAGGGCAGGAUGCGGAGGGCGUGGAGGGAACGCGGCCCUUAGAGCGCAGCAGGCGGCAAGGGCGUGCGGAGAGGAGCGGGCCCGGGAGUUCGCGGAGGAAGAGGCCUAAGAUGGAAGGGAAAGCCUGGGGGCCUGUGCGCUUGAGGAAGGGGCCGGCGAGGGGGCGCGGAGAAGGGCGGCCGGCCCCCGCCCCGCGGCUCCCCGAGCGCGCAGCUCCCCGGGUGUCCACGCCGCAGGGCGAGCCUGCCUCCUGCCCGCACCCCUGCCCCACCGCCCACGCCUCUCCCAGAGACUCGGGAUCCCUCUGGCUCCGAGUGUGUCUGCCCUCACCCCGCGCCCACAGGACGCGCCUGUCGCCCUCCGUGCGGACCGGGCCUCGAACUUGCCCAUUUCUUCUCUGGGGGAGGAGGGCGCUAAGGUUCCAGCAGCCCUUACUCCCGCACUACGCCGCCGCUGACCACGUCCGAGGUGACAGCCCUCCGGGUCCCCAGCCCCCGCACGUCUGCCACUCAGGCGCUCGGUGCACAGGAGAGCGAGGGGUGGCCGUGCCUGCCGCUUCUGCCUCCUCCUGUGGAUCCCUAGCCCUGAGCCCCUUCCACAACUCCGUGUGCUUUUCUGUGGACCUCUUUGGCCCUGUCUCUGAGUCUGCUCUGAGCCCUAAAACUUUGGCCCUCCUGCCUGCCCCAUCGCGGAAGGGAGCAGCGAUGGUAAUGGGGUGCCUGGGUGUAGCCAUCUGUACGCAGCAGUGAGGUUUCAUCCCAGAGGAUGGAAGAGGGGCCACUCCCUCUCAGAGAUCUUCCGGGUUUGCUGUUUGGCUCGCUACACACUUGUCUGGAUUUUCUUGUCCUUCCCAGGUGAGCAUGAAGCCGAGGUCAGUUUAAGGACAAGGGCAAAGAUCCCCCGGAAGUGAAGUGGUUAGAAAAUCCCUCUAUUCGUGAGGAAAGACUCCUUAGCUCCAUUCUGGAGGCAAAGCCACGGAGGAACCUGGUCAUGUGCGACCUGACAUUAGCUGGAUUUACCCUCUGUCUUCUGUCCCGAUUGCAGGCGGUUAAGACCACUCCUGUCAUGAGCAGAACUAGCAGAUUUUAAAAAGUAGUUAGAAAUCGCUUGGUGGGUUUACACCAAAUCAGAUGGCAUCGUGUGCUACCAGCGGUCAAUAUUCCUUCGUACAAAGCGGCAAGUCCAUGCCUAGCAUUACAUUAGGGAGAAUAGAACAUGUGUGCCCACACUAAGACAUGUAUCUGAACGUUCAUAGCAACCUUACUCUCAAUGGCUAAAGCCUGGAAACCGUUCAGGUGCCCAUCAACUGGUGAAUGGACGAACAACUCGGUGUGUUCACACGAUGGAGUAAUAUUCAGCAGGAAAGGAAUUCCAAGGCUUGUUACAUCAGGAAUGAUCUUUCAAAGCGUAUGCCAAAAGCCAAAAUCUGUGUGAUUUUAUGCUCUGUAAUUGCAUUUAUGAGAAACGUCCAGAAAAGGCAAGUUUGUAGAGAGAGAAGGCAGGUACCUGGUUGCAUGGGGAUGAGGGUAUGAACAAGAAUCUGCAAAGAGAGUGAGAGGGAACUUCGUUGUGUGAUGAAAUUUUCUAAAACUGAUAGUGUUGAUGGUUGCACAGAUCUAUGAAUUCCCCAACAAUCACUGAAUUCUAACAAAAAAGACAAUGCUUCCCGCUUGCAUACCAGAGUAUCUGUGAGCUGCAGCUAAGCCUCAAGGGGAAACUUUCUGUAAGGCAGUUUUAGAGAAAGAAAAAAGUAAAAACAGAAUUCUAGUUCUCAUAGAAAGAUAACUCUACUUGUAUUCAGCAAGUUCUAUUUUGGCGACUUCUUUGGAGAGACUUCUAAGUGUUAAAGCAAGUUAAUUUCCCCCUUUCACUCUUCUAAGUGAUUAAUUCCUAGGAACUAGAGUUAGGCAUUCCAGUUCGUGACAUUUUAAACACACCUACACAGACACAGUACAAAGUGCACAUUUCAGAGGGGUUUUUUUAUGACUAUGUUAGGAUCUGUCUUAGAAAUCCAUAUCAAGAACUUGGGUGUGGUAUUGUGCGGUUACAGUUUAGAUCUUAAAAGCAAAAAGAAAGAAUAGGGAAAAAAAUAACCCACUGACAGCUUAAAUUGAAAAUUCAUCUUAGACAGGCAGUCAAAAGUUUGGGUGUUUAUCUUAAGUUUCCUCACCUUGCCUUCGCCUCGUUCUUCAAGGGAGGAAGCCAAGGUUCCUGGCUGCUGUGGAGCCAGGAUUCAACAGCGCUUAUACUUCCUGCCUAUCCCAAUCCAGACAGAGCCAAGGCUCAGACAGCCCUUUCUUGUCUUUGUCCUUGCCAGCGCAGGCUGAUUAAUUUCCUGUCGGUUCCUUCAUCAAAGUAGGAGGCUCUCAUCUCUUUGAUGCGCCCCUCUUCAGGCUCAGAAGAUAACCAGGCCCUGCUGAGGGAUUCCAGUUUCCACUCCGAAGCUCCAUGCUCCCCAGGCUUCUCAAAGCUUCCUGCUCUGGAGAUAUGCUUCCAAAGGGGAACCACUGAAAAUGUAUUCAAGAUGUACUGGCUUGCUUUGCAAGUGGUCUACACUUCGGACAACAGGAUUUAAGAAAGCUCUGUGCUCCAAUUUUCAUAACCAUUAACUAUCAAUAUUGGGAAAGGGAAGGCAGGAAUCAUUCUUGACCAAUGAGAAACCAUUUAAAAGAUUUUUCCUUCUUCAAACUCCUCUACAAGGUAAGAUAGUUGACCUUGCCCAGAACUGGCUGUGAGAAUUUAAGUGCUUUAUCUAAUUGUUUGUUUCCCUCUCACUGCUCACUAGCCUCUUUGUAACUAAGGGCUAAUUGAGGUGUUUCCCUGAAACUCAAGGUAGUUCAAAACCCAUUGUAUUUUUAUACACAAGUGGUUCAAGAGCUUUCUUCUUGUAAACAAUAUUCCAGAGAAGACAUUCUAUUCUGGUUGACAGUCACCCUAGUUCUGGGUCUUAAUCCGUGAUUGAUUCUCCAUUGUACAGAAUAUUGUUCUGGGCUACACGUAGAAUUAAAGAAUAACAUUUUUAAAUAGCUCUUCAUUGAAUGCCUGUUAAGUGCUUUCAUUCAAAUCCUUACGACCACUCUACAGAGUGUUACAAUUGCCCAUUUUAUAGGUGAGAAUGGCAAAGCUCAGAGAAUUGAACAUCUUACUCAAAGUCAAACAGCUCACUAAUAAAUGAAUAAUUAAAUGUCAUUUCA